AUGGUCGAGGCUGCGGAUUCAACUAUAGAAGACCUCAACCCCGUUCAAUUGGACCUCAACGACCAUAGCAAAAAGGCCUUAUCAGCUGCAAACUCCGGGAACCAGAUGUUCAAGGAGCAGCUUGGCAAGAUCAUAGAAGUAUAUAUAGAUGACACGUUGGUCAAGUCCGUAAAGGCAGGGGACCAUAUCGAUCAUUUGAAGGAAGCUUUCGACAUACUAAGACGUUACAAGAUGAAACUAAACCCGGAGAAAUGCGCGUUUGACGUAGCCUUGGGAAAGUUCUUGGGGGUUUUUGGUGUCGCAACGGGGGAUCGAGGUCAACCCAGACCAAAUCAAAGCUAUCAAAAGGAUACUCUAGCUCUUGACUACCAAGAAGAAAGUCCAAAGGAUUACGGCCUCGAAUGGACUCCCAAGUGCAUCCAGGCUCUGCGAGAACUGAAGGCAUCCCUAUCAUUACCAACCCUACUUUCAAAACCCGAACCUGGGGAGCAGCUCCUCGUAUAUCUAGCUGUCUCUGAAGUAGCGGUAAGUGCAGUCCUGAUUCGUGAAAGCAAAGAUCGUAGUCAACCAAGUCAUAGGGACUUACCAAAUCAAGGAACAAAGGUUGAAAAAUACCAUACUGAGAUCUGCAAGCUACUACCUGAGUUCAACGAAUGCCAGCUCGACCAGAUCCCACGGGCACAGAAUGCUGAAGCAGAUGGCCUCGCCAAAUUGGCCUUAGCUACCAAAAGCAUCACGACGGGGACAAAAGCUUAG
This is a messenger RNA of Nicotiana attenuata, 756 nucleotides long. RefSeq lists its product as uncharacterized. The record is from RefSeq and is a predicted model, not a curated record. The transcript has 4 exons. Lineage: Eukaryota; Viridiplantae; Streptophyta; Magnoliopsida; Solanales; Solanaceae. Gene Ontology annotation, molecular function: nucleic acid binding. Bases 1 to 756 code for a protein of 251 amino acids.